GCAGCCCAUUUAACGUUUCCGUUUAUCCGCCGUCCAUGACGUCCUGUCCCGUCCCGUCAUUAACAAAUAGUAGUGGAUUUAAUACAGCAUUUUGAUUUGGACCUUUACCUACAAAACUAACAAGCAAAAAAAUUGAGUUGUCCAGCACCCUCCGUUUAGUGUGGAGGGUGGAGUGAGGGAGAAGAAGAAGAGACUGGCUGGUAAACAAGUAGUCAAAUUAGUAAAAUCAUCCCAUUCAAAGGAGAAGAAGCAGGAGGAGGUGGAAAAUUACCCCCAUCCACUCUUGUUGUGCUUGAGCUUUAAUCCAUUCUUUAAUUCUUUACGCUGAAGCAUAUUCCUGUUUUCUUCUUUUCUUCUUUUUUUUCGCCCCUUUUGUUCGUCAGUUUCCUGCGACUGCCCACAACCGAUCUUCCAUCUCUCCAACAUUUUUCUUUCAGGAGUUACAGAGAAGACGGAGCAGUUUGAAUAUUGGAUCAGAGAGUUGAUUUCUUUUAACAUAUGGAUCAAACUUGAACAUGGUAUGUUUGAUCCAUACAUUGCUGCAUUGAUGGCUGAAACAUUUGGAUGGAUACAGAACUUUUAGAAGAUGCCAAGCAGCAUCAGAAUGGAGACUAUGCCCUUACUGGCGACAUAGAACAUGCCCAGCUGGGAAUGUUUGAUAAACCCCUUCCUUGUUUUGGUUGUGGAGUAGGAUGGUUUUCUCUUCUGCUUGGGUUUUUCUGCCCCUUGUUCUGGUACUAUGCUACUAUUCUUUACUUUGGGAAUUACUACCACAAGGAUCCCAGAGAACGAGCUGGGCUCGCUGCUAAUGCAAUAGCUGCUCUGAUAUUUACUGUUGUUGUCCUGAUUGUUGUGGCUAUUAUUCUCUUCUAGUCCCUAGGCUCUCAGGCUUUAUCAGUUUCAGCAGACAAUGGCAUGAGAUGGAUACCUGUGAUUAAACAGCAUCCUACUAUGGGGGCUUUUCCAAGUUUUGCUUGAUCCUGGUCAUCCUCUCAGUUUGUCAUGUAGUAUACAACUCAUGUAUCAUAGGGCCCCUGAAGUUCAGUACAAUUGGGUCCAACGCCUCCCUAAAAAAGAAAAAAAAAGGAAAAAAAAAGGGUUUUCAAGUAGGUUUCUACACUUUAGAGGGUGGAAAAAGCAAUAGUUUGAUGUCAUAACAAAUUAGAUUACUUUCAGCUAAAGUCAUUGGAAGCUAGCAAUAUUUGGCGUAUUCUUCGAGUUCAAUUGCACCUGAUGCAGCCUUAACAACAUGUACAGUUUUUUAGUAUGAUUAUGUAUGAAUGAAGAAGCUUGCUGGGAAAUGUAUGAUUAUCUUAGCCAUAUGCUAUGUAGCCCAUUAGAGGUUCUUUGCUUUGUAUAGAAUUAACACUAACUA
This is a messenger RNA of Coffea arabica (coffee), 1375 nucleotides long. The record is from RefSeq and is a predicted model, not a curated record. NCBI's taxonomy places the organism in Eukaryota, Viridiplantae, Streptophyta, Magnoliopsida, Gentianales, Rubiaceae.